UAUGUCACACCGGAGGACGUCCCAGCAAGCAGGUAACUUGGUCUAUUCACUCAACUUGUUUCUUGUUUUGUGUGUUCAAAGAUUUCGUUCGUUAGUAUUUAAUCAAGAGUACCUUCGAGACUAAUACCUUAUAAUACCCUUAGAUACCCUACAAGCCGACAGUGUACAUUAAUAUAGACAUUUCAUUUAGAUAAGUCCAUUUAGGCUUACAUAGAUUUUUAUAUAUACAUAAACACAAGAAAGGUCGAUAACUCAAUUCAACCAACACAGCCGACGACAUUCAUUUACAUAUAAAAAAAUGUAGGUUUAAUUUAAUUUACGAAAAUGAUAACAUAAAUUUAGGUUUUAUCUAUGAAACGGCUAACAUAAAUUUAGGAGCGUCAUCUCUAAGUAAGUUUAUUCGGAGCAUAUACAUUUUUCCGAUACCCAAACCGAAUAUAAUUAAGAUGGAUCUAAAAGAACAACAUAUACCAUAGCAUCAUUGUUGUCGACAUAGUAUUCAAGGUGACACAUUGUUGGAUCUCUCUAAAACUGACACUGUGUAUUGAACGAACAGAAAGAGGGGCGCCAUUUACUACAGUUUAACACGGCUGGGCUCCUAUAGAUGGAUGGCAUCCGUGUUGUGACUGACGUGUUCGCAAUACGUCAUAUUGUCAGUGGAGUACACACUGCACAUAUCUGUACACACCGAUUAUUGUACACGUCGCUGGGCAUCAGUGAAGCGGUUUCUUCAUGUAAGAGCAGAGUGCAGUGGUGCAUCAUACUGACUGCGUCACUUCAAUACGUCUUUGUUGAUAUUUCUAAAGUACAUCGGGAUAUACAGUACAUAGGGGUAGACAGUGCAUAGGGACAUACAGUACAUAUGGGUAUACAGUACAUAGAGGUAAAAGCAUACAGUAUAUAGAGGUAUACAGUACAUAGAGCUUAAACGAUUUGACUACCGGAAAUAUAAUUACGAAGAUUUGAACUAUUGGCACAUAUAUUUAGCAAGAUUUGAACAACCGGCACAUAUAUUUAGCAAGAUUUGAACAACCGGCAAAUAAAUUUAGCAAUAUUUGAACAGCCGGCACAUAUAUUUAGCAAGAUUUGAACAACCGGCACAUAUAUUUAGAAAGAUUUGAACAACCAACACAUAUAUUUAGCAAGAUUUAAACAACCGGCACAUAAAUUUAGCAAUAUUUGAACAGCCGGUACAUAUAUUUAGCAAGAUUUGAACAAUAUCAUUCGGCAAAGCAAGAAUCAGCCAAACAUUGGGAGAUUAAAAUGUUCUCCAAAUACGUUAAGGAACAAAUUUUAGUUCCCUUACAGAGAGUCCAUGAAAACAGGCGCAGUACAGCGAGUCCAUGAAAACAGACGUCUUGAACAUGGUUGAAGUGGUGUUAUGUAGCGAUUCAUUGGAAUAACCAUUACUUUCAUUCCAUCACAUCUCUAUCUCUCCUUCUAGAAUGAACACCUACUGACACCAUGUACAGCAUGAAGGAGAAAAAACCAAUGGUGUCCAGCCAAAGAAGUCGACUCAGCGAUGACCUGGUGGUAGCCUCGCAAUACGGCAACCUCCACAAAGUCACGCAGCUCUUGCAGGUAGGGGCAAGCGUUGACUACUGGCCCCGUGAAGUCCCGUCGGAGGCCAGCCUGGAGGAGUUCAUCUUCCAGAGCCUGGCUCUCCACGCCGCCUGCAGCCGCGGCCACUUUGAGGUGGUGCUGACCCUGUUCAACAACAGCCGUCGAAAAGACCACAUCGACUACUGGCAGAUUUUGUUGGAGACCUUGCACAACGCCUGGAGCCUACACGGGCAACCGAAGGCCAACGGGUCCGGAGUCGUCUUCUCCCUGAACUUGGAACGUUGCGUGCACGAUGCGCUGUUCACGAGAGACGCUGACGUGAAGUUUUUAAAAUAUUUGAUAGAAUCCGGAGCAGACGUGAAUGGCAAGUGUCGCUGUGGCCUGACGCCGUUGGUCAGCUCCGUGUCGACGUCACACUGCAACAUGGCUGUUGUACACACACUCCUGGAGGCAGGUGCUGAUCCAAACGUCCACAGCAGAGACGGCAUGUCUGCAUUAGCGAUGGCCGCGAAGCAUGGGAACAUUCAGGCCAUGGAAGUCUUGUUGACAUGCGGUAAGCAAUAGGUCAGAUAUGGGUGUAAUGAUGUGAGAUCUGUAUGAGGGAGCCACAGUUCUUUGAGGCUUGCGACACCUGAAUGAGAUGAGUGAGUCAAUGAUAGUUGAGUUGUCUUUCAUUCUUCGAAAUCGAAAAUGACCAAGGCUAAAUUUGAUGGUGACUAGGCGGACAGCGUGCAACUGAUUGUCUGAAAGCUCUCUCAUGUAUGUAGAAAAAACGAGUUUUUGGGCCCUGGUGAUAUUGGAGGGCGUUUGGCUCUUCCUUGCUGGGCGAUUUCUGUGGGGUGUAGCAGUAAGUUUACUCUCUGAACAGCGUGCUCCAAAAGUGAGUCUGUCCCGCCAGCUUGUGUGGUCCAAAAGUGAGUCUGUCCCGCCAGGUUGUCUUCAACAGUGAGUCUGUCACGCCAGCUUGUGUGCUCCAACAGUGAGUCUGUCCCGCCAGCUUGUCUCCAACAGUGAGUCUGUCACGCCAGCUUGUGUGCUCCAACAGUGAGUCUGUCCCGCCAGCUUGUGUGCUCCAACAGUGAGUCUGUCCCGUCAGCUUGUGUGCUCCAACAGUGAGUCUGUCACGCCAGCUUGUGUGCUCCAACAGUGAAUGUGUCCCAUGAACUCAGGUCGAUGUUCAUGAAGUUUGAGGUACAGAUUUCAGCUAUCUUUGAAAUGUUGUUGUUGUUCCCUACAGCUGUGCGUUUUCCCUUUGACAAUUGUUUCUUUCUGUCAUUCUUGCAACAUGUAUGCCAGAUGUAUGUAAUGUAUGGUGUCUGCCAGAUGUAUGCGAUGUAUGGUGUAUGCCAGCUGUAUGUGAUGUAUGGUGUAUGCCAGAUGUAUGUGAUGUAUGGUGUAUGCCAGAUGUAUGUGAUGUAUGGAGUAUGACAACUGAACGUGAUGCAUGUAGUAUGACAGCUGUACGUGAUAUAUGGUGUAUGACAUCUAAAUGUGAUGUAUGCUAUAUGACUCCAGUGUGCGGUUAAACCUGUAUGACCAUAUGAUAUGUUGAAUGAGUUCUUGAACAGAUAGACAGGCCCAGAUCAGCAAUUAUUAACCACCAACCCCACCCCACCCCUCCCUUUCAACUCUUUCCCCUGCACAGGUUCCAACCCCAGCAUGUCUACAGCCAGCCAACGCAUCAACCAACCGUGCCAUCCCCUGGUCUUCUCAGUUAUCCGGGGAGAUGUUGCUCAGGUACGACUCCUCCUCCGCUACAGACUCCACCCCGUGACCAUGGUCCAGUACGUCGUUCACGCCCACCACAACUUCCCCUUCGACCUCGAGGACGUGGACUUCUUCGACCGGUCCACCUCACUUCUGCACCUCGCACUCUACUGUAACAGUGUCGAGGUCGCCCGGCUGUUCCUCCAGUUAAACUUUCUCACCAGCUACGACGUCCACCGCCUGCCCAAGGACGCGUACUUCCACGCCAAACUGCAACAGGACCGUUGCUCGGAGAAAGCCCUUGCAGCUUUUGAACGUCUCCGCUCCAACCCCUGGUCUCUGUUCACGCUCAGCUUCUUGGUUGUCUCGGAGUCUGUCGGCUACGACAAGCUCCGAGAUGUUAAACUGCGCCAGCUUGGACUGCCGAACCCGCUUAUAAACAAGUUGAUGUUUUUAGACUCUUGACGAUAGUUAAAGAUAUUGUAAAUAUAAUUAACAAAAUAAGAAAUGAAACAAAUUUAUUAACAAGAAAAAUGUUUUAAUUUAAACUGAGUGAUAAUCAUCCACUUUCUUUUUUUAAUAGUCCAUUGUAUUAUAGUUUUUAAAGUGGGUGCUGGGUGGCCGACCGGUCUACACUGACUCAAUCACAACAGCUGGUGGUCUGGAGCUCAAUCUACCCCAAAGCCACCAUCAAAAGCUCCCCGGGUGGAUGGGACCCGUCAUCUUUGGAUGGGUGGAUGGGACCCGUCAGCUUUGGGCGGGUGGAUGGGACCCGUCAGCUUUGGACGGGUGGAUGGGACCCGUCAACUUUGGACGGGUGGAUGGGACCCGUCAGCUUUGGACGGGUGGAUGGGACCCGUCAGCUUUGGAUGGGUGGAUGGGACCCGUCAGCUUUGGACAGGUGGAUGGGACCCGUCAGCUUUGGACGGGUGGAUGGGGGAAGUCAGCUUUGGACGGGUGGAUGAGACUCGCCAGCUUUGGACGGCAACUCACCUAUGAGAAGUCAAACUCUGAGUUCAAAACAGAAGCCAAAAAGAUCAAUAAAUUGUUUUCAUUAUGAGAAGUUUUUUUAGUCAUGUACUUAGAAGUUACAAGCACACAGAUCCAAUAACACAAUGACAACAUUGGCUAUAACUGUUAUCUCAUUAGGUCAGUAGUAGGACACCUUUGGAUGAGGUCAUUAGUAGGACACCCUUGGAUAAGGUCAUUAGUAGGACACCCAUGGAUUAGGACAGUAGUAGGACACCAUUGGAUUAGGUCAGUAGUAGGACACCCUCGGAUUAGAUCAGUAGUAGGACACCCUUGGAUUAGGUCAGUAGUAGGAGACCCUCAGAUUAGGACAGUAGUAGGACAUCCUCGGAUUAGGUCAGUAGUAGGAGACCCUUGGGUUAGGUCAGUAGUAGGACGCCAUUGGAAUAGGUCAGAAGUAGGACACCAUUGGAUAAGGUCAGUAAUAGGACACCAUUGGAUUAGGUCAGUAGUAGGACACCCUCGGAUUAGAUCAGUAGUAGGAUACCCUUGGAUUAGGUCAGCAGUAGGAGACCAUUGGAUAAGGUCAGCAGUAGGACACCAUUGGAUUUUGUCAGCAGUAGGACACCAUUGGAUUACGUCAGUAGUAGGACAUCCUCGGAUUAGGACAGUAGUAGGAAACCCUCGGAUUAGGUCAGUAGUAGGACACCCUUGGGUUAGGUCAGUAGUAGGACACCAUUGUAUUAGGUCAGUAGUAGGACACCAUUGGAUUAGGUCAGCAGUAGGACACCAUUGGAUUAGGUCAGCAGUAGGACACCAUUUGAUUAGGUCAGUGGUAGGACACCGCUGGAUAAGGUCAGCUGUAGGACACCAUUGGAUUAGGUCAGCAGUAGGACACCCUUGGAUUUGGUCAGCAGUCGGACACCAUUGGAUUAGGUCAGCAGUAGGACACCAUUGGAUUAGGUCAGUAAAAAGGGACCAUUGGUUUAUGUCAAAAGUAACAAGUGCUCUAAGACAUAUUUGCAUGAAAGUAAAAUAGCCCAUGUGAUAUUUCUGUGAUGUUGAACAAAAUAUUUUUACCAAUAUACAAGUUUGUUAAUAUAUAAUUUUGCUAAUAUAUAAGUUUGCUAAAACCGGGUAUCUGAUUUUGUAAAUGUUUUUAAAUGUACACAUAUGUAAGUUUAUUUAUUUGGUUGAUAGAUAGUGUACGUACCAUUGAUAACUGAAAAUAAAUGCUCAAAGUUUUGUUAAAAAUUAUUUUGAGCCACUGCACUUUACACAAUUAUGAGAUUUUUUAAUGUUUUUUUAGUGGUUUGCAUAAUUGAUUAUAUAUGGAUUCAAAUUAAGUUUUUUCAGGAUUCUUUAAAAAAAAAAUAAUUCCACAUAACAUAAUUUAGGUAACAAAAUAUAAGCAGAAAACACUUCUUCCAUUGACGAGUUCUUGUAUCUACAAAAACCAAAUCACUUUGUGAAAAGGGUAUCAUGUAUAGAUCAUAAUCUAUCAAUAGAGCGUACCGCUUAAUGAAUGGCUGAUACUAUACUUACUUUAAUGAUUGGCUGAUACUAUACCAACUUAAUGAUUGGCUGAUACAAUAUCAAAUAAUGAUUGGAUGAUAUUAUACAAACUUUAUGAUUGGCUGAUACUAUACCAACUUAAUAAUUGGCUGAUACUAUACCAACUUAAUGAUUGGCUGAUACUAUACCAACUUAAU
Lymnaea stagnalis (great pond snail) is the source of this 5951-nucleotide messenger RNA. The record is from the annotation of a GenBank genome assembly. NCBI's taxonomy places the organism in Eukaryota, Metazoa, Mollusca, Gastropoda, Lymnaeidae.